This is a messenger RNA of Pseudozyma flocculosa PF-1, 2547 nucleotides long. RefSeq lists its product as uncharacterized. The coding region runs from base 1 to 2547 and encodes 848 amino acids. NCBI's taxonomy places the organism in Eukaryota, Fungi, Basidiomycota, Ustilaginomycetes, Ustilaginales, Ustilaginaceae. The transcript has 6 exons. The record is from RefSeq and is a predicted model, not a curated record.
AUGGACGCCAACCUUCUGAGUGCUGGCUGCAAGCAGCACCGCGCCAUCGCCAACUUCUUCCACGCCACCCAGCCCCGGCGCCAAGUCCGCACCUGCCGCACCUACCACAGUCAUCUCCUCAUCGCUCCUCUGCUGCAAGAGACGCAGCUCGCCGAGUCGCGAAAGAGCCCGUUCUCCGCCAGCCAGCGCGCCGAAGCGGACUGCGCACGUAUCCUCGCCCUACAGGCCGAGGUCGAGCAGCUACGCCAGGCUCAGACGCCGCCCACUGCCCCCUCGGAGCUACCGGUCGCCUUCGCCCAGCUGCGUCAAGACCUCCACGCCCAGCUGCGCGGCGACUUCGUCCGUCUGGCCGUCUCGUUGCCAGGCGUCGUUGCCGCUUCGCCACCAACCCCACUCACCGCGCCACCCAGCCCGCCUGCCCUGGCUCCCACGGCUGGUGAGUCAGGCACGUUCCACAAGCCCUUGUUCCCCUGGAUCUCUGCGGAUCUGUACGCAGACACGCACCCUGCCCACGACCUGCUGCACCUCGCCGACGCUGCCUGGACCGUCGACGCCGCCCCGGAAGCCACGACUGUCCGGUUCAACGGCUUGGCUAUCACCACGCAGACGCAGUCCAACGCCAUCCGCGCCUUAAGUCGCAAGGAGGGACGAGGCGCUGCGCUCCUCAAGUUUCGGGACCACCUGGCCGACCUCGACGCCACGUUCUCGUGGGACAGCGUCUCCGACAACACUCUCCGCGUCUGCUGCGCCCGCUACACCGUUGCCCCAGCAGCGGUGUGGGCCCAUCUGGACCACGAGCUCUACGUCCCCAGGCUCUCCGGCGUUCUCGGCAAGGCCCAGCCCACGGCGCCGCCCCCGGACCCCAGCUUCAGCCUCAGCAAGAGGAAGCAGCACCCGGCGCCGGCCUCCAGCUCGCCGAAGGACAACGUCUGCUGGAACUGGCACUCUGGUCGCUGCCAGGCCGACCCGUGCGAGCGCAAGCACGUCUGCCACCACGCGGCCUCAGCAGCACUUCCAGCACCCUUCCACUCGCCGGCCCGUCCCCUUCUGACCACGCCGGGGGCCACGACGAGCUCGGAGGUGCCUCCCGCGGUGCCCUCGCACCACCACAGCUGGCCGCCCGGUACUGCCAAGCGUGGUGGCGCAACGAGCUCGCCUACCCCGUCUGCCGCGCCCUCAGGCUCGCAGGGCAACCGCCCGACACCCUCGAGGCGCUCGCAUCUGUCCCCUCUCGACCUGCCCCCAGUCGAGCGAGGCGUGCCAGCGCUGCUCGCUGGCCGCAUCUCUAUCCCCUGGCCUCGCCCCAAUACCACCGUCCCCGACAGCCUCUUCCACCCCGCCGACCGGACGACUGGCGUCGGCUUCACGCAGCUUGCCGUGGAACGCAGAAGCUCCCUCCUCGCCGACUACCCCGACCGCCGCACCGCGGACGCAGUCCUCGGCGCCAUCCAACACAGUAUCCGCCUCGGCUACGCCGGCCUACCCGAAGGCGAGGCGUGGUCAACGAAGCUGCGCAUCAUCCACCACCUCUCCCACCUGCGCGCUCCAGGCUCUGGCCUACCCUCGGUCAACCCCGGCGUCGCCCGCUCGUCAACGGCGAUCCAAGAUGUCACGCUGGCCGCGGUGCUGGACUACGUGGCCGCCAACCUCGGCUGCCGCCUGUGGGAAGGCGAUGCGGCCCGCCUCCUCGGCCGGAUGCUCGACGUCCACUUCUUCGCCGAGACGGUCCUCACCUUUGGAGGCAAGAGCUCGCCUCUUCUCUUCGACCUGUUCGCCGAGAUGCCGCACUGGAUCAUGGCGUCGUUUACACCGCACCCGGUCGAGCACGAUCUCGACGACCUCUUCGGCGCGGUAUCGCCUGGCUGGAACGCAGCCGCGCCCGUCCGCGCGCUGGCGAUGGCUUGCCACGCUCUGGAUCUUGCCCUUCCCCUAGCCAAGACGUUCUGGGGCUCGACGCGCCUAGGGAUCUUCGGUAUCGGGGUCGACACAGUGCGCCAGACCGUUGCCAUCACGGACGAUCGCCGCGAUAGCAUCCUCGCCUCCGUCGCCUUCCUUCUGGACCGCAGAUACGCCUCGCCGCUGGACGGACAGCGGGUUGCUGCCCUCCUGCAGCUCGUCACGCAGGUCAUCCCACACGGCCUCGCCUUCCUGCGGCGCAUCUACACCGCGGCGAACCGCGGCCUUUGCUGCAGCCGCCGCUGCCGAUCUAUCCAUCCGACCUCGCAGCACCACCAUCGCCAACGUCGACCUGCCCGACAGCAUCGACCUACCGCCAUUGACGCUUUUGUGCCUGAGCUAUCAAGCACCAGUUCGACCCUCUUGCGCCGCCGUCAUGCUAACGGAUCCGCAGCAGCUGCCUCUGCGACUCGCUCUCUCCCGACCUCGACUGCCGCCCAACCCCGACUGCUGCCCAACCCCGACCAACGCCCGAGCAACUCGCACGCCCGCCCAUGCCCGUGCCCUCGUGCUGCGUCGAUGCUUGCCUGCCACGACCUUCUCACCCCGCCAGCAAUUGCGCCGCUGCUUCCUUGUCCGCAGGUCGCCUAG